Gregarina niphandrodes is the source of this 576-nucleotide messenger RNA. Its product is annotated as putative zinc finger protein. The transcript has a single exon. Gene Ontology annotation, molecular function: metal ion binding. Lineage: Eukaryota; Apicomplexa; Conoidasida; Eugregarinorida; Gregarinidae. The coding region runs from base 1 to 576 and encodes 191 amino acids. Gene Ontology annotation, biological process: snoRNA splicing. The record is from RefSeq and is a predicted model, not a curated record. Gene Ontology annotation, cellular component: U2-type spliceosomal complex.
AUGGUGGUGGGUCACGAACGCCGAGGAGUGAGACGCGAGGUUGAGACGGUGGAGAAGCCGGAGGUUGAGGUGCCGGGAGUACGAGAUAUGCAUUUGGGAACGGUGGAGGGAGUAGAGCGAAGCGAGGUGGAUACAGACCGGAGUCAGGAUCACCGCGCGAUCUUAGAACGUAAUGUGGAGAUCGGUCGGAAAUUAUUAAGUGGUGAAUUGACACCAGGUAUUUACCGAGGCAAGGCUGCUUACAUCCCAGCAAUGACUAUGCGGGAGGGUGCAAUCAGUGCGAACAAGUAUACGGGUCUAUAUGGGCCGCUUCGAAGCACCGCUCAAACCCGCACUUGCAAUGUCGACUACAAUCCUGAACUAUGUAAAGAUUAUAAUGAGACAGGCUAUUGCGGCUUUGGGGACACUUGUAAGUUCCUUCAUGAUCGCUACAAUUACAAAGCGGGUUGGCAGAUUGAACACGAAUGGGAGAUCGCUCAAAAGAAGAAGCAACAACAACUCAAAGAUAGACUAGCACGCAUCAAACCAAACUCCAAAUCUGAUGACGAAAGUAGCAACUAUAGUAGCGACAAUUAA